AUGCAUCGGCUGCAGGCGAUUUCAACUCACGUUUCGCAGGCGUUGACAGGCUCCAACUCGGGAGCACCUGACGACGUCGUAAUUUGCUGCGCUAUACGGACCCCAUUGACGAAGGCAAAGCGGGGAGGUCCGUCCAGUUUUGGGCUUAAAGAUGAAUACCCCGAGACGCUGUUGUGUACUCUGUUUGAGGCCCUUCUCACUCGGACGAAAAUAAAACCCAGCCUGAUUGAAGAUGUCUGCAUUGGCAACGUUCUCCAGCCUGGGGCGGGAGCCCUCGGGGCACGAAUUGCGGCUCUAUUAGGAGGCCUUCCUCUCAGCACGUCCGUGCACACAGUGAAUAGACAAUGCAGCAGCGGGCUGCAGGCAGUGGCGGCGAUAGCAGGGUCUAUUGCCGCAGGAAACAUCGAUAUUGGUGUUGCUGGGGGAGUGGAGUCGAUGACGCACUUUGAAAUGACCUCCGCCUUAAAUCCAGAGAAGGUUGCAGAUAAAGUAUUUGAAGACGAAAUUGCUAGAAAUUGUCUUCUGCCCAUGGGGACAACGUCAGACAUCCUGGCUAGGCGCUUCGGGGUCUCAAGAGAAGAACAAGAUGCUUUUGCUGUGGAGUCUCAUUCAAAAGCAUGGGCAGCGCAGACGGCUGGCCGCUUCAAUGAAGAAAUUGUGCCCGUCACAGUGAAGAAAAAAGAUGCAAACGGAAACGAAAUUACUGUUGCGAUCGAGAAGGAUGACGGCAUAAGAGAGGGGACCACCAUGGCAGCGCUGCAGAGACUGAAACCAGCGUUCGACAAGGGGGGAACAACAACAGCAGGCGAGUCUGCCUUUUGCAUUCUCUUCUUUUCACUCUUGAGAUCUGCUGCGUUGAAACUUCAACUGCCGAUCUUAGCUCGCUUUGUUUCUUUUGCUGUCGCCGGUGUCGACCCAGAGGUGAUGGGCGUAGGCCCAGCUGUAGCCAUCCCCAAAGCCCUUGAGAAGGCCGGAAUCAGCAUGGAAGACGUCUCAGUUUUUGAGUUAAACGAAGCCUUUGCUUCUCAGGUCGUCUACUGCGUCAAGACUCUGGGGCUGCCUCGCGAUAAACUAAAUCCUAAUGGGGGUGCCAUAGCCUUGGGUCAUCCUUUGGGUUGUACGGGGGCUCGCCAAAUCGCGACGCUGCUGCCGGAGCUGCGGCGACGGAAGGGCCGCUUUGGGGUCGUUUCGAUGUGCAUAGGAACGGGGAUGGGGGCUGCCGCCGUCAUCGAGAACUUGAUGCUGUAA
Messenger RNA from Eimeria acervulina, 1248 nucleotides. Its product is annotated as acetyl-CoA acyltransferase B, putative. Bases 1 to 1248 code for a protein of 415 amino acids. Lineage: Eukaryota; Apicomplexa; Conoidasida; Eucoccidiorida; Eimeriidae. Gene Ontology annotation, biological process: fatty acid beta-oxidation; phenylacetate catabolic process. The record is from RefSeq and is a predicted model, not a curated record. Gene Ontology annotation, molecular function: acetyl-CoA C-acyltransferase activity. Gene Ontology annotation, cellular component: peroxisome. The transcript has 10 exons.